UCUAUCUCCCGGCCCACAUAGCACUGGCUGCUAUAUCGGUCAAGUGCAGGCCUGCCACACGGACGCGCUCACUUGCCACAGCUGUAAGGUUACGGGGAAAAAACAUCCCUCACUUACUCUGACGCUGCCUUUCUGUCGGCACGUUAUAAUACUCCCACACCACCCAACAACAUCUCCUUCCUCCCUUACGGAUCCCCCGUCAUCACUUUGCAGCUUGAGGUCUCUUGUCUCCAAGUCGACGUUCUUUGAAUCCACGGACACUCGUUACCUUGGACGAAGAGACAAGAUGCCUCCUUCGACCAAACCCAAGCUUGCACAGCUCAAGACGCCAAUGACUUCGACCUUCCCAUCGGAGUUGUCUGCGCUAUCCGCAAAGAGUCCGUAUCCUGGAUUCGCCGACUUCAUCAAACAGGAGGACUCUCUAAAGACACCCAUCACUCCUCCUACUGCAUAUACGGACUUUCUCAAGACCAUGAGCCCCAUCACUGGGGACAAGUCUUCUGGACGAACCACACCUACUUCCGCUCCCUCCACCGGAUCCAGCGAGCAUAGCGACUGCUCAUGCAAUUGCGAUACACAUAAAUCACCUACCUCAGCGGUUCCGUCUUCUGCCACCUUUGUAUUCCCAUCUUCAGCUCCAUCAACUGGCAGAUUAGGACGUCUGCGGAUACCACCUUCACCUGCCUUCUCGACCGCCGAGUCACCCUUGAGCGCAAGCGCAACAUCUGCAAUUCGUUCCCCUUUCAGUGCGCGGAGUGCUCGGUCUCCGUAUGACUGGGACCUGAAGGCCAAAGGAAGAUACUUCGACAUCAAGUCUCCCAAAUCGGCACGAUCAAGUAUCAGACAAGUGAGGGAGAUUGUAACGAGGACUGUCACAUAUACACCACGAAUGUCACCCGCACCAAAGGGGAAGAGGAGGAAGAUCGACUGAUUGCAGUCAUUAAUGGUUAACGCAAUGUCGGAUUCACGUUUGCUUUGUGGGGAUAUUCAUCUCAUAUUUACGUUCAUC
Mollisia scopiformis is the source of this 1009-nucleotide messenger RNA. RefSeq lists its product as uncharacterized. Lineage: Eukaryota; Fungi; Ascomycota; Leotiomycetes; Helotiales; Mollisiaceae. The transcript has a single exon. The record is from RefSeq and is a predicted model, not a curated record. The coding region runs from base 287 to 931 and encodes 214 amino acids.